AAAGAGAAGUGGUGGGUGGGUGGGAUUGGAUUCUGCUUCUGAUUGGUGAAGGAAAAUAUAUACUGUGGUAUAUGUAAAGAGGAGGCAAGUUGGAAGUGGCAGAAGGUUGAGAAAUGGCUUAACUUUGGAAGUGAAUAAAGUGAAAAGCAUUGAUCUUUGGCAUGAAAAGAGAGAGAACCAAAUAGGGUUCUGUUUGCCUGUGUUUAUUCAAUCCCUCAAGCAAGCAAUUUUUGCAGUCUGUUCAUAGCUAGUCUACUGCAUUAUGUCAUUUGAUUCCGUAAGAGAAGACAACUAGUGAAGGCACCAGCUUUCAGCCUGGACACGUUGUGGACUAUGGUGGUCAUUAGAGAUCUCCAAUGCUUAGGCCAUUGUAGGUGAAAUGCCAAAAACAUGAUCGAGGUCUAUUUAGAAAGCUUCACUGUCACCAUCGUCGCGACACGAAGAAUUUUUCCAUUGACGCAGUCUGACCAGGAGCAGAUUCCAUCUUGCUGCAACCUGAUUUGUUGGAGUCUCACAUGGGGUUUUCAAUCGUCGGCGCUCCAGUUCGUCAAAAUUCAGGCGUCUCUGCUCCGUCGUCGUUCUUCCAUCUCCGAUGCUGCAGAGAUUCUAGAUGACAACGAUAAUGCUGUGUAUAGAUUAGAUUCCGUUGAUAUUGACCUGGCAGAUCAAUCCAGCCCUUGUGGUAUUGCUCUCACAUACCAAAUGAGCAUGAUGCUUAAACGAUAUGAGCAUAGACAAAUGAGGAUUUGAGCACAUUAGCGAUUUCAAAUGACCUUUUGAAUGUUUCGAUACUCAUUUUAUAAUUUGUAUGGUCAUUUGGUACUGACAUUA
Molecule: messenger RNA, 831 nt
Organism: Cuscuta europaea
Lineage: Eukaryota; Viridiplantae; Streptophyta; Magnoliopsida; Solanales; Convolvulaceae
Source: the annotation of a GenBank genome assembly